CAGCAAGCAGCAAUGGUUUGGCGUUAACCUAGAUGUCGCGAUGACUCGGACGGGACACUCUGCGUCCGAUGGGGAUCUACAUGUUCUACAGUGAUUGCACGGAUGUUACGGGGAAACGAACCCCUCCGAGGAGAGGCUGCGUUUUUGUCAGCGGGGUGGAUAAGUACGCUUACGAUGGUGACGAUUUAAUGUCUUUUGAUUAUGUCACAGGAAGGUGGUCGGCUGAAACCGAAGCGGCGAAAACCAUCGCGGACAAAUGGAACGCUGUGACCGUAUUGACCGAAUACACCAUCGGCUACUUGCGCGGCGAGUGUAUCGACUGGUUGACUAGGUUUGUUGAAUACAGCAAACGGGGACCCAGAGAAAGGGCAACCUUCCCUGACGUGUACGUGUUUACGCUGAAGACAAACGGCACUACUCUCACAUUGAUUUGUCUGGCCUCUGGUUUCUCCGGAAACACGCCUGCGAUGAGACUAAUGAGAAACGGCCGAGUUCUCAACACUGACGACGGUCUUAAGGUGUUUGACACUCUCCCAAACGACGACGACACGUUUCAAAGACGGAUCGUUGUGGAUAUCCUACCCUCUGACACGGGGAACUUCACCUGUGAGGUGUCGGAGGAAGACACGGGGUAUCACAUUGUCAAACACUGGCGAGCGGGGGAUCGCCAAACUCUUUGCGCACUUGGCUGGCCGAACGCUGCUUUGCCGUGGGCCUUAAUGUCAACAGUGUUGUGUUUGUGCACUGUAGCUUUGUGUCUGGUGGUGGUGUGUAUCGUACGACAACGGAGGACUGGACACAUUGUAAACCAAACCGAUCGCUGCCCACAACACCACGGGCUACGAGAUGAGACAUCUGGAGUUUGAUACAUAGUGCCUCGUAUGCGUGUAUGUCUCAAGAAAUGAUCUAUGUUUCAAUAACACCUCUACUGUUGUGUUUACGUGUAUGUGUGGCGGCAAGUGUCCCAGAUUCAGUGUUGUAUCAGUUAUUCUGUUUGAGUGUGUUACGACACAACGUUAAACUUUUUUUUUCAACUGAACACGGCUUGUUUCUUUUCUAACUUGUACAUUAGCAGAGGAAAACGUAACAGUUGGGGGUCCUGAGGACCCAAUGAAUCUCGGAUGGCUGACAACAUCGGACGACAUGCGUGUGUUGUACGGCAGUGGUGGUAACAGACACCAUUGAUUGUUACUGCACUUUAUUUUCUAGAACAUAGCGUAGACCGUAAACCAUGACAUCUGUGUAUACAACACAUUGUUUUUUCAUAGGACUCUGCUAUUUUACAUUCUUCACCGCAACAGUAUAACAACGUAACCGCUGAUAUCAUGGGAGUACAUUGACAACAAUAUAAACAGUGACACUGGUGAUUACAUACGUUAGGCUGUAUGUAUGAUACAACCAAAUAAGACUAAAUCUUCCUCCCCAGGCUACAAUGUUCAUCGCAUUGGUCUCCGUUGUAUACAAACAUGAUACGAAAACACAAGAGUACCAUCGUGUACUAGUACAUGGCACACACAAUACUUCAUGACCAUUGGCAUGCUUUAUAUGGAAUACAAAAAAACAAUUGUAACACACAAUAUUCAGCGUUAUCAUUUCUUACAGCCCUGUCAUUUCUUGCGGAUUGUGCUGCUGCAAGUUAUAGUCCACGUUGACCCUUUUCUUCUUUUUCAAGCACAUCCUGCAGCAUAGCACACAGCACACGCAGCUGGCUAUCGCUAUUAUAACAACUACAGCGAUAGCUAUGUACAAUCCGUAGGUUGCCAAGAACGAGUCUUUGCCGUCUUGAUACAAGUCUCGCCCGCUUUCGACACGAGCGGCCUCUUCUUUCAGAGCAGCGAACACGCCAGAAUACUCGACCUCUUCAUCCUCGCUCAUGUCAUUGUCGAUAGUCUUCUCAUCCUCUUCGGUCAAAGGGUGGCCCGUGAGCUCAGCCAGGGCUGUGAGUCCGCCGUUUAGGUCUUUCGCGUACAGGCUGUUUCCCACUUUGAUUAUCUGCUGAAUGGUCGCGAGUUUCUCCUCGGGCACCCCUACGGAUUUGGCGAACUUGAUGAUGACAUCUUUGUUGCUGACCACGGCAGCUCCUAUGGCUUUAGCUGCCCUCUUUGCCUUAUUGGACGUUGCAAUCCUUUUGACGGCCUCCAGCUUCUUCUUCAGCUUCUCUGCCGUCGAGGCCUUUGUGUCGAUUCUAUACACACCCUUGGCUACCGCCACUUUGCCCGAGCUGACCUUCGUCGAGCCCGCGUACACCUCGCAGUUUGUCGAGGAACACUCUUGGCACAGCUUCACCAGGCACUCUUUCAGCGUCUGCGUGGUUUGGCAUUGAGCGGACCCUAGGGUUUCCGUGUUGGGGCAUCUGUAUGACACUUUGGCCUCGGUCGAGCCGUAACUCUUCAACGUCAGCCCUUCCAGGCUGGUGGUGAGGAUUCUACCGUUGUCGUCCUUUUUGGAGUACCCCUUGAACAGCCUGGUGUCGUCGCACCGCUGCACGGCGCAGGCUUUGCACACCAGUUGCUUGUACGUCUUGUACGUGGACGUGCGGCCCACACUAGACGCGUCCACUGUCACAGUCUCACCGUUCAGACAUGUCGCGCUGUAGCUCUUCUUGGUCGAACUGCAGCUGGUGGAGUAGAACAACGCUCCUAAGCACAGGAUAGUGUAGACCGCUGUCUUCAUAGUUGACAAAUUAACCGGAGAUGCUUCUGCGUGACUCUGAUGUCUACGUCUGGAAACGCGUUAUGUCCGUAAGCUGUUGCGUUUUCUCAGCAGUGGCAGACUGUUGGGAUAAAGCGGCCUGUUUGGGGUAGUAUUUAAUCACAGUCAGAGCCGCCGACCCGCAGGUCGGGAGCCGCCGACCCGCAG
Molecule: messenger RNA, 2859 nt
Organism: Haplochromis burtoni (Burton's mouthbrooder)
Lineage: Eukaryota; Metazoa; Chordata; Actinopteri; Cichliformes; Cichlidae
Product: major histocompatibility complex class I-related gene protein-like
Exons: 1
Coding region: 69-866 (265 amino acids)
Biological process (GO): immune response
Cellular component (GO): external side of plasma membrane
Source: RefSeq, a predicted model, not a curated record